UUGUUAUUGAAUAUACUUUUUGACAUAUCAAAACGCUUGUCGAUCGAAAACAAUUUGGUAAAUAAAAUUUUAGAAGAAAAUCAUUGUUUUAGGUCUCGAAGUAUAAAACUAUGAGUGUUUUGCGACGAGAGGUGCUGGUGUGCUUCAGAAAACUACAACGCACGAAGGAUAAAGUAUUUGCCGGUGAUCGAACAACCAUCGAGGCUGCACGGCAAAGGAUUCGAGAAGAAUUUCUGAAAAACAAAGAGCUUACCGAUGAGAAAGAUAUCAAAGAAAAGAUAAAUAUAGCCAAAGACGUGGAUGUAGAACUACGCAGCUCUGUUGUGCAAGCGGUUAAAGUUGAGGAAAACGUCUACCAGGCUGUAAUUACGGAUGAUACAAAGAAACUGAACAACACAAUGUUUGAUCCGAACGCAGAGCUACCGCCUCCGAGGAGUAAAAAAUGUGGGGAUGCAAAAAGCAAAGUUUAGCUUUAUUGGGUGAUAGUUAUCAAAUUGCAAUGUAAAUAAAAUCCAUUUCAUCUGUUCAGUUAGUUGAAAAUAAAUAGUUUGUUGAUAUGUUACACUGAUCAAAAAA
This is a messenger RNA of Malaya genurostris, 576 nucleotides long. RefSeq names its product complex III assembly factor LYRM7. The transcript is spliced from 4 exons. NCBI's taxonomy places the organism in Eukaryota, Metazoa, Arthropoda, Insecta, Diptera, Culicidae. Gene Ontology annotation, biological process: mitochondrial respiratory chain complex III assembly. The record is from RefSeq and is a predicted model, not a curated record. Bases 111 to 470 code for a protein of 119 amino acids.